Aspergillus fumigatus Af293 is the source of this 579-nucleotide messenger RNA. RefSeq lists its product as uncharacterized. The transcript has 4 exons. The record is from RefSeq and is a predicted model, not a curated record. Bases 1 to 579 code for a protein of 192 amino acids. NCBI's taxonomy places the organism in Eukaryota, Fungi, Ascomycota, Eurotiomycetes, Eurotiales, Aspergillaceae.
AUGUUGCACCAGAUGUUGGAGCGUCAGAGGAAGAUUGUCGACUACGGCGAAUACUAUGCCGUCGUUGACAUAGCAUUCUUCGGCGCACAUGACGUUUUCGUGGUCAAUCCGCUGGAAGAUGCACAGAAUCUUGUUUCUGAUCUCUGGGGGGUGCCUCCGGAUAGCCUUCGUCUUAUACGGGCGAGUUCGACGUUGCACAAACACGACAGUGCCAGCCAGCUCGCAGCUAAAAAGCUGUUGGAAUGUAUCGAAUGCUCGAACUACUACCAGUGGCUCAGCAGACCUUUUUGCUUUCACAACCUGAGGAAGGCCGAGCUGCUUCGGUCGGCCGGUUACAACUUUUCUUGCCUUACGGUCAGACUCCAUCUUUCUCUUAAGUCUCAAUCUGAGCUCGUUCCUAUUGCUCUCUUGAUUGGCUGGGCGAUAACGGGAACUUUUUCCCAAGCAACAUGCUUAGCUGACAUAGGUGGGUCAUGUUGUUGCGGCGACCAAGCUUUCCGAAAAAUUGUUCAACAAGCUAGACCGGACCAUCAGCCCCACCAUUUAAUGUCCGUCGACCAAACUACAAUUGUAACCUGA